Molecule: messenger RNA, 10211 nt
Organism: Spirometra erinaceieuropaei
Lineage: Eukaryota; Metazoa; Platyhelminthes; Cestoda; Diphyllobothriidea; Diphyllobothriidae
Source: the annotation of a GenBank genome assembly
AUGAUAGGUGCUUCAGGUAUAUUUUUUCUCAUUUCUGACGUGUUUUCGUGACAUUCACCGUAUAUUCUGAUAGUAAAACUGCUUUUUUAAUUACAUAUUAACUACUUGAACUUUUUAUGCAAUUGACGCUAACGAAGUCUGGAUAAAGUUGCUUAUGCUAUAAACAUUCCCGAUCGAUAGUGGACGAGGCACCUCGUCCACUAUUUAUCGGGAAUGCUUUUCACACUUACAGUGUAAUUAUUGGAAAUCUUCACAACAUAUAGCACAGAACUUUAGACGUCUACACAAUGAUACCGCUGACUUCUGUGUGUACUUGGUUAACCUGGGUAACGGUCCCUACAUCGGAAAUCCAGGGCGCCUUUCGCUGUCUUGUUAAUUUGGAUGUCCGCCAGUACCGACAUUUUUUUUCGUUUGCCUAGAAAAUCCCUUUGAUUUUGCAUGUUUUGACUAUGCACCUUUGAAUACUUCAUUCCGUUGUCAAUAGCCCAUAUGUGGGCUAAUGUUGGGCUCCCAGCUAGUUCUCCAACUAGCGUCGUGGAGCACAGGCCACGAAAAGUUCGUCUUGAGAAGGCAAGUUCGUAAACUCUGGGCGACACCGAUUCACGUUGUCUGUCGCGCUACGUCCUUCAGUUUAUAUUACACUUGCGUGGGAGUUAUCGGGUUUACGCAUCUGGCGCAGUCGACUGAAUUGUUGAUAGGUGCUCUUAGAAAUUUGAUAACGACUUGCCUAAUUGAACUAGAGUUACCUAAUUCCUCCUUGAUUUAAGUUUUCCAAGAGGCUCGAACUGCAGUCGUUACGCCAGCUGCCACUACCACCACGUGACCCACACCCCAUGACCUUCAUUCUCCUUAUUUAUUUCUUCAUAGAUGUUUUGGCAGACUUUACAUAGUUCAUAUUUAUUUCUGCUUAACCUUAGGACUGUGUUUCCUAACUUAUAUAUACAUUUAUAUACACUCAAUAAGCUGGCUGGAACGAUCCCCCCAAACUCCCCAUGACCGUGAACAACAGUGGGACACAAGUCACCAAACGGAACCGGGGCAAGGUUUUUCACUCUAUUGAUGGCAACGGACCUGCGUCUCACUCCUCAUCAGCCGCCAAUUACAAUGCAGCCCCAUCGGCUUUAGUUCCGCAGCCGAACGCCUUCUCAUCUAACCUCAACUCCGAUGUGCCGACUACACCGCAGCCACUGUCAACUGUAGGUGGUUCCUGCUCUCAAAUGUACGCGCCUCGUUUGGGACAACCACCAAUUGCUGCUGUCAGUAGCACUGCACUUCCACCAGCAGGCCCCCUCCACUACGACGACGGUUCCACAUUCACAAUAACGCAGCUGACCACUCAAAUUAGCCGAGUCUUUCGCAAUCCCUCCUUGGACGUAAGUUUACUCUGUUUAGUUUGCCUCCCGCACUCAGAGUCCAAACCACCAUACGAAUGCUUUAGCAGUUUUUCAAUUUCGUUCCCUGAGCCAGUUUCGGCUCUCCCCCUAGCGGGGGUCAGCGGAUGCUGUCUGUCUUUCGCUCUUUUAUGCUAGGCAAUUGGCUCAUUUAUUCCUGUUCCCACCACCUUCGCUAUUCGUAAACUUGCUCGCUUAAGGAUACCGAAUUGUAAGCGGUGGCUGUUACAGCAUCUGCAACCUGACACACGCAGUCCGUCAAUUGACACGGACAACCGAGUCAUUCUAAGAUGACAUACUAAGUGCGCAGGCGGUAGUACACUUAUUUUAGGGUCAAAGGGAAAGUUGAUUUCGUCAUCGGGUCAAUGCUCUGCCCAUAUGGCUCUAGUAUUUCUCGAUUUCAGCGGCAUCUCCCAAGACCAUCAGCUCACUUUUAAAUUUUGAGAGUGCAAAGCCACUGUUUGAACUCGUCCUAAAUCUAUAGAAACGGAUAUCGAAAUUAUGACAUUACAACUCAUCUGUCAGCAAAACUACCGUUUGCCACCCGUUUCGCAAUGUUUGUGUGAUCGGCUAUUAAUUUCGCUGACCUGAUAAAGGACUUUACAGAAAUUUCAGAGCCGUUUGUCUUUUUGCUUAUUUUAUGCGCUAGGCUUUGAUUUUCACUUCCUAACGAUAGAGGACUCAUUCGGUCAUCAUAAUUCCCUCUUAUUUACGUGAAAGAUAAACCUUUGUAAUUUUUAACGCUGUCAGUUUAUUUACGAGGAAGACAACAGAGUGACCGUAACCCGUGAGGGUUCCAGAAAACACUCACAUUUCUAUCAUAUGCAUAUAGACUGCACCACAACGAACAGACGUCCUGACGAUUUUGUCGAGAAAUGCAGGCGAAAAGCCAGGAGAGAAAAAUCCGAGGGAGCAACCGAAACCUUUGUUCUGACGUGCCGUGCUUUGUGUUGUCAUUGUGUCUAAGGAAUUCGCCAAAUUAAUAAGCGAACUUGGGAUUGAAGUCUCUCACGGACCGGAGACGACAAUCCGCCGACAGCUCAUGCAUCCUGAGAACCCAUUACCUACCAGUCAGAAAUCUGGUGUAAACUGGCAGAUAGAAUGCAACUGUGACCAAGUCGUAUAUGUUGCUGAAACCGGCAAACAGGUCCGCACCAGACUGCAUGAAUAUGAGCGUGCUGCGGGACGGGAAGAUAAACUGUCCUCGGUGAUUGCCCACUCGUCCUUGUCAGGAGGAAACUUUAAUUUCGAAUGCGUGAGAAUCAGAGGCCAGACGAAUGGCUGGGUUUCGCGUCUACUGCAGACUGCGCGACAUAACGAUUUGCCAGGUGCCCCCACCUGUGCUACGUAAACGAAUCACUGGCACGGAUAAAGGUUGCGCCUGGCCGACGUGAGCUGUACAGCUACUUUAUUUUUUGAUGAUGGGCUCACGUGCGAAUCCAAAACGUUGCAACAAUAAACAGAGAUCGCCUCCCCUUCAUAUUCAAUUAAAUUGCCUUGUCCUCACUUGUUUUCUACGAUUCGGAAUAUCAUAUAAUACAUAAAGUCUUCUACUGAUUUCAAUUAGCUGUAUUCCCAAAGCAAGACGUCCGUUGAAUCACUAGUGGCACCUUCUCUAUCUGCUGCUAUCGGAUGGACGUCUGCAGUUACAGACUGUUGGUUAAAGCAUCUUUACUAAGUGCUGCUGGCCUCCUAUUGGUUUUAGGCAUGUGAAGGUAAUGUGCAACACCACCAAAAACCGUUUUCGUGUGACGGGGUAUACCAUUGCGUGUAGCGAACUAUCGUUCUAAAUACUAGUUAGCCACCAUUAUUACCGCAGGCUAUUCAAAAUAGGGAAUCCACAUAACCGCGAAAACUUGUGUCGCCAAAACGGGAUUGAACUCAGGAUCCGCUGGAUUUUGCACUGGGCUGCUCCGCCCUUAAACUGUGGGCACUGCACUGCUACCUGACAUCCCCUUAUCUCUGAUUCGCAUUUCAUACUUGAUAUAGCAUAGAGUGAACCACUUUUCCCCGGAGAUCGGAAGUUCAACCUCCUAGACGCUGCAAAUGUGUAGUUGCAACGGGCAACUUGAUCUACUCCAUAAUUUUGUUUUCAAGUUGGAACAGCUGUUGUCACGACGCAUUUGCUAGUAACGCCGCUUCAGUAGCAUCGUUCAUGCUACAGGGACUGAUACCCGCCACCAAAUGAGAACGCAACGGCAAGGGGUAAUAGUGUACAUCUACUUUGCUGAAUAAAUGCGACAAAGUGGGGGGAUGAGAUACUCCGGUUCCUCUCCCUUAUCCCCAACGGCUUUUAUCGAGGAAAUAAAAACCCCCAUAUUAUGCUUAGACGUUCCCGUUCUGCCUAUCAGCUUGGGAAGCCAAUUUUAAGCCCAGACAAAUCGAUAAGGGAUAGUCUACGUAAAUCGAGGUUCAUCAUGGGCUCGACGAAGCUUUCACGUCGACUGUUCGAAGGUUUCUAGGGACUUCGACUAAUCAAAACGUAGGGCAGAGCGUUCUCUUGUUCGAAUUCAAUGCCUCCGAACGAGAUCCCGUGAUUUUUCUUAACGUAAGGAGAGCAGGUUAAGCAAACCAAAUUAAAAAUGCGUAGAACAGAGACGUCAAGUUAUUAACGACCUUAAUUCCUCUCUUAGUUUCUCUAGUAAUCGGCGGCCACUUUCCAAGAGCGCUGUAAACGGACGAAGCUUUGUAGAAUUAUCCAAACGUGAAGGACCUUUUCAUGUUGGACCGCCCGCUAGCUACCAUUUGGUCGGGGGGGGGCUGUGACAACCCCGAAAUCCAUUUAUUUAUUAUCUUUGACAACUUGCCUUUCAUCUAGGAAGUACCAAUGAACCUCUCGAUUGACGCCUAAUUUUUUUUAUUUUUGACCGUACUAUAGUUCAUUACUCUUUAUUGGACCUCAUGAAUCAAGUAACAAACCAUUCGUUGAAAUGACUGAGGAUUUCCUUCAACAUUUGUCUAUGAUCAUUAGGUGUUUGCGUUUACCGUGUUCUUACAUUCUUUGGAUGACCGUUGCUCUUCAGUCAUCAUGCCAUCGUUGAUAAAAACCGGAUACGUCAAGCGUCCGAGAUCGGAACCACCCUGGACCCCAUAUCUUAACCGACACGAGUAGAAUUUACCGAUAUUAUUCAUACGGACUGGAGACAGCAUGUAAUGAAGAUUGUCCCCAAUUCUGAUUUAUAGGAGCUCAACGACACUUCUCUAUGGCGCACUGUUGGAACCUUUCAGAGGCAAUAUAAAGCAGAUGUGCAAACUCACGAGAUAUCAACCGAAAUUCUGAAAUGCGUUUUCGACUCAAAACAUUACUACAGUAGGGUUGUAAUAUUAAUUGCUGUGCAUCAUAAUCCCGAGACAUUUCAGUUACUUUGGGAUGCCGGCUUUUAAACGAACCUCUUUCCGACGGCUUGCAAAAACUACACUCUAAACAAUGGCUACUUAAGUAGUACGAAUUCUUCUAAUUGAUUUUCGGUACCCCCACAAAUUCAAAUAUAUUUCAGAGAAAAAAAUGUAUAAAAGCAUUCACUCUUUUUCAUUUGGCAGAAAAUUGCACGUUCUGCAAAUUUUAUACUUUAAGGGGGGGGGUAUAAUUCGGUUUUAAAAAAACUUUUCCGAUCCCCGAAUAAUUCUGAAUCCUACACUUGCGUUCUGGGUUUACAAAUUACGAGCUAUAUAUUUUUCGUGUACGGAAAAUAUUACGUUCCUAAACGCUAUUAAGAACAGACCGUAUGGGGUUAUUAAAGUUUGCAGUGGAUAUGAGACAUGUUGUAAACUUUACAUGCAACAUUAGGUUCAGAGACACGAUGUCUUAUGAACGGGCAUUUCACGGUCUCGAGAAAUCUCAUAAUUAGACUCUUUAAAACCGAAUUCAAGUAUAAAAUUUGGAGAAGACGUAAUUUUCCGCCAAAUGAGUAAUUGAAUGAAUAUUUUAUGCAUGUUUUCCAGGAAAUAUACUCGAAUCUAUGGGGGCAUCGAAAAUCCAGAAGAGGAAUUUAUACUAAUGUAGUCAUUUUUUCCAGCGUGAUUUUUACAAGCGGUCGGAAAGAAGUUCGUUCAGAAGUCGGCAUCCAAAGGUAACUGAAAUGUUCUGGGAUUAAACUGUGCGGUGAUAAAUAUCACAACCUUACCUAAGUAAUCUUUUCGAGUUGAAAAUGCAUUUCAGAAUUUCGGUUAACAUUUCAUGAGUCAGCACAUCCAUUGUACGUGACCGACACGAACUUCUCUAGUCGGCCCUUCUUCUAAAAGCUGAAUUGAUCGGAUAAAGAUGAUCUGUUUUCAGAAGUCUUGAGGAGCUCCAUGCGAUUAAUUUAUUUUGUUCACCUCUAUUCGUUAUCUACCACUACUUCUUCAUGAAAUUCAACCUCCAUAUUGCAUAGAUUCCUGGAAGAGAUGCAAUCCUAUCAUCCCUGACCUCCCUUCAGACGGAACUGGCUAGUGGACGACUUUCAGCCUCUGUGCAAGUACUUCUCCGAAACUUAUUUUCAUGUAAGUUCUCCCCCCCCCCCCUCCUUAUAACCUAGACCGGAAAAUCCGUUCGUUUGGUGUGACCAAGUCGGUAAGAGUCUUUGCGGAUUGUCGUCUAGACAGGAGGUUUCAGGUUAGGUUCUUUAACAACACCAGUACGUCCAUCGACUUUAGCCAAACCGGCUAUGCCGGCCAUACAAUCAACCCAGUGGCUUAAAUCAUAAAACGCCCUAUAAUUUUUUCCGAAAGCGACUGAUGAUACACAUCCUGCACUCCUCCAGUUUUUUUUCUGUGCAGGCCGACCCGGGCAAGAAGUAAAAAUCAGGUUACUUAGAUACGAUCUGGAAAGCGGUAUUGUGACGCCUGUACGCAUAAGUGGACCAACCGGGCAGCCUCCCCGCAGCAACCUUUUCAGCGGCUACCACAUCACAUGUUAGGCGAGAUGUUCAGUCUCAGCUUCUAAGAUAGUAUGCAAAGACGGUAUCAAAGCACCUUAGUCAAUACCGCUAACCGGAAUUCCUCAGUGCCUCUGGUCAUUUUGUGCCUGGUCCCCAUGUGUGUCGGCAGUAAGCGCAUCGUUUCGCUGUUGUUGUUUUUGCGACCGCCUCCGGAUAAGGAAGAAAACAAACACCAGUGCGUUGUGUGUGCACUUUUUUCUCCUUGGAUACCUGCACGUUUGCUAUCUAAUAUACUUCCGGCCGCGCACAUUUAUUUGAUUGCGAAAAAAGUGGUCGACGAAAUGGACCAUGAUGUGUGCUUACUUCGUUGUCCUCUGAUCUGCGCCUCGACUUUUUCUUACUAUCAUGAGUAGUUUACCGACGUCCCUCUGCUUGCAUAUAAAAGUUGCUUAUACAUAUCCCCGCACAAGAGGUCACUCCACGAUGACCCCACACGGCAUCUCCCCUCCGCUGUGCCCGUCCGAGCAACUGUGUUAGUGUUCGCUUGUUGGUCGCGUGUUUAAAGUGGCUGUUCCGGUCGUGCGGCUUUCUGUCUGAGGUCGUCCGAGCAAUCGAGGCCUCUGCAGGCACCCGUAAAUGAAUGCCCUCCGCCAGUCUUGUUUUCUGCGCUUUCUGGACCGCCUAGAGUACCUUUUGCUGUGCGGACCAGGGGGUAUGGAGUAGAGCGCCAAGGUGCGGGCUCGACCCUGCGCCCUCCCCCGCCUCCGGUCUUCUUGACGCCGGCUCCAGGUGAGGAGUGGGGAGGACAGAGUGUGGUAGAUGCCGUGCAAGUCUACUAUCAGCUGUGGUGACAUACGCACAGGAUGAGACCGUAUAAACUGUGACGGCCGUUCGAGUAUGCGGUUGUUGUAUAUAACCAGGUUUUGUUCUUUUCCCCUCUGUCUCGGUCUGAGGUCCUGGAUUAAAUGCCAACGCCUUAGUCGCUCCGGCUAAAAAAAACUCCCUGGUGGGAAUAUUUUAAGUGAAAACGUCUUGAGAGGUUGAGAUUAACCUAUACUUUGCAACUCAAAGCAACUUUAAGGGGCCUCGAAUGCGGUGGGAUAGGGGGUUCAGUAGUGCGCUUUCCGAUCCUGAAGGCUUCCGAUACUGAAACGUCUUCGUUGGGUUAAAGCAUUGAGUUCAGAGGACCUUGGAACAAAUCGAGAUCUCGAACGCGUUCUUCAGGUGUAUCUGCGUGUGCCUCCUAAAACCCCUGUAUUCCCUAGGUGCAGGUCUGGCCGUGCCAGCCACCUGCGCCUCCCCCCCCCCCCACCUCCGGUCAUCUUAACUCUGUCUUGGCACCAGAUCCCGGUAGGGGAGGAGGACAGACUGCGGUAGAUGUUGUGCAAGUCAGUACUUACUAUAAGCUAAUUCACGCACAAGUCACCGUCCCUGCGCCACCGUGCUGUAGAGCACGCGGUGAACAUCGUCGGCAACGACGGUUGAAUUGUCGUCGGACUACUUUUUGCGAUUGCACUGCUUAUUUUCUUGGUUUUUUUAAGGACAACUUCGCUCGGACUUAUUUCUUUGACCGCACAUUCUUAAGAGUCGUGUGUAGGUUUUAGAAGUGAAUGUGUGGGAGGAGGGCAAGUGUUGGCUUAUCACCUCUCGUGUUCUUUCUUUUGUAGUUAUCCAACAAAACGACUACGAGCGCGCUAACGAGACAAUCAAUGCGCUCAGUUCAAAUCACGGAAUGGAGGUAUGUUGCCAGUGCCCUCCUUUCGUUCUUUGACGUCAUUUCUCUUUUACUUCCGACACCUGUUGUAUACCCACUGAACAACUCAACCAUCCAUAUUGAUCCAACUGUGAAGAACUCGGCGCCUCGGUGGGCUUCGAACCCACGCAGUAAGGGUAAGGCUUUAGUACAGCCAAUGCUCUAACCACCUGAGCUACGAGGCCCCGUCGGAAGACGUGAGUUUAGAGGCUGGUUAGAGCGUUGGCUGUACUAAAGCCUCCUCUUGCUGUCGUGGGUUCGGAUCCCACCGAGGCGCCGAGUUUUUCACAAUUGGGUCAAUAUUAAUCAUUCAAAAUCUGCCAAAACAUCUCUGAAUUACGUGAGUCUGGUAGUCAUCUGGUGGAUUCUAGGUGAAUUACUUAGGAAAUCCUGCUUAGGCAGUCAACUUACUGUAUCAGAUUUGAUGGAUCCAUGACGUUGCAGUAGUUUUGGGUGAGUAAUUUUGAUCCAAAUGUGAUUAAACUCGCGUCGUAGAUCAAGUGGUUAGAACGUUGGCUGUACUAAAGCCUCCUCUUGCUGUCAUGGGUUCGGAUCCCACCGAGGCACCAAGUUUUUCACAGUAAGGUUAAUAUGAAUUAUACAAAAUCUGCCAAAAUAUCUAGGAACUCAACCAUCGUUAUCCACAAGGACUGUAUUUCUGUGGUGAAGGUGGCCUUCAGGUUUGUGCUACCUUGUCUUCGCUUGCUGCUCAGUUCCUGUUCGGCCCCGGGGGGGACAACGCGUAGUCCAGACGACAGCGACGUCCACCGAGCAUCUCACCCCCCCCGUGCUAGUUCCUCAGCUCACCAGAAGCGCACUGCACUAUCAGUUGAUCUUAUCCGUAAGGAGGGGGCCAUCGCAGUCUCUCACCCCUUGAGUUACACACCUGCCCAUUUUAUGUUCGCCGAAGAGCCACUGCACGCUAAUUCAAAUGUUGCGCCGCAUCUGACUCACUUCUCCUGGUCCGAUUAUGCACUUUUGGCAAGACUGCGCUGAUAUCAAAGUUUGGUAGCGUGUGUCUGGUUCCCUUGCCCAGCAAUCCAAAGCGCAUAUAUCCGUAUAUACAUAUAUGUGCUGUCAGGAACGACGGCAUCUUCAGUGCCCCAUGGAGUGCACGCAGCGCCAGUGACUUGCCUAGCAUCCAUCGCACUCCCUCUUCACCUACACACCUUGAUCCCACAGUAUGACAAUUUCAAGACGCUCGGAGGCAAGUGCGGACGCAACGUGGACGGUAGACGCAAACGUCCAAACGGCCCGUCUGUCAGGUUUCGCUAACAUCAGUGGCCUAGAAGGCGGUAAAAUAACAGGAAAACUUGGUUCUACCAGGGACUGCGAGCUAGGCUACGGCGACCCUUCCCGAAUGUCUUUUUAGGAUUCUCAGAUUGACGCCGCUCGUGCGCAGCGCGCUAGGAAGCCAUGCUGCCCGCGGUCGUGUCAAGCACGGCAAAAUACGCGUUCGACCUCAACCAGCACUUCUGUUGGGUGUAUGGCGAAGUGGUUUUCAGGUGGCCGUAUUUAGGACCGGUAAUGAGAUCCCACGCAGAUGGAAUUCGACUAUGACCCACUUUGCGGUUUCUCUAAUUCUCAUUUUGAUAGGAAGUGAUUUGAAAAAAGACUCGACCUCGCACGCACAUAGGGCACGCACAAUGCUGAUUAUACUGCCUGCACAGCUGUUCGGCAUUAUAAGCAAAUACAGCUCGAAAGUUGGCCUGCUUUUGGGUGAACCGGUCGGACAUAUUUUAUGGCUGUGGACUUGAAGAAGUAGACAGUUUUAAAUACCUCGGGGCGAGGCUGCUGCCUAAUGGACAAAGUAAGGACGACGUUGUCUCCUGAAUCGAUGCUGCCCGCUGGGUUUUCUCAAGUCUUUGGAAAUGCCUAUGGAUCCGACGUGACCUCUCCACCGCCACUAAGAUUCGCGUGUACCGUACAUCUGUCCGAUCUGUCCUUCUCUACGGUUGUGAAUGCUGGGCUUUGCGCGUGGAGGACGAGCGAAAACUGGACGUAUUUGACCACCACUGCUUAAGGACCAUCCUUCGAGUGAAGUUCACCGACUUCGUCUCAAAUGAGACAGUCCGCGCCCGCUGCGACAACAUCGCAAGGAUAACUCAGGCCAUCCAAGAAAGACGACUGAGGUGGUUUGGGCAUGUUCUUCGUCGUCCACCUCAGGAGCUCAUUGUUACUGCCCUCGAUCCGGCACCGUUACCCUAG